AUGGAUUCGCGCAACAGCGGGAGUCCGCAGUCGUCCAGCGGCGGCGAUGAGGAGUACGACUCACGCGCCGCCGGAGGCUCCAUCUCUGCCUUCAUGAGCGGCGGCGGAGGACCCAUCUCCAACCCGCCGCCGCCGCCGCUUUUCGACCCGCUCACCAACUAUCUCCACCUCCACCAGAACUCAAACCCAUCACCUCCCCUCAAUCCGAACCCAGAUUGGACCCAGAUCGCCUCCAUUAAACCUGACCCGACCAAUCCCCCCACCUCCCGCGGCGGCGCCAACCUGCUCUCCGGCUCCUCCACCAUCACACCGCCGCCGCCGGGCCCGAACCAACCCGCGGCCCGAAACCCGAAGAAGCGGAUGCGGGCCUCCAGGAGGGCCCCCACCACCGUCCUCACGACCGACACCACCAACUUCCGGGCCAUGGUCCAAGAGUUCACCGGAGUCCCGGCGCUGCCGUUCGGCGGCGGCCCCUGUCCCGGCCCGUCCUUCCCCCGAGCCCGGACCGACCUCUUCGGCCCGCCGAGAUCCGCCGCCUUCUUCGCCCAGAAGAGCCACCCGCCGCCCCUCCCCUUCCUCGCCGCCGCCACCACCUCCGUCGUCACCUCGAGCACCGCCGCCGGAGCUUCCACCUCGGAUCCCGCCGUCUUCCAAAACCCAUUUCUCGCCAAUCUCCUCCAACCGAACCCCAAAUUCCCGUUCCCCGACCACCCGCCGGCGCAGUUCACUUUGGCCGGCCGGCAAGGGCACGGUUUCUUGUCUUCCGAUGACCGGAAUAACUCGGAAAAGGACAAGGAAGAAGGUGAGAAGCAUGGUCUUAACCUGAGGCCCCUGAACGGCGGAUUUGAUUUCCUGGAUGGCGGCGGAGGGAAGCGGCCGGAGAAUAACAGUGCCGCCGGAGAAGGUAUGGUGGAAUCAUGGAUUAAUUGUACUUCGGAGUAG
Molecule: messenger RNA, 942 nt
Organism: Striga asiatica
Lineage: Eukaryota; Viridiplantae; Streptophyta; Magnoliopsida; Lamiales; Orobanchaceae
Source: the annotation of a GenBank genome assembly